AUGUCCAACCUCCCCUCCCAGCAUCCCACCCUCGCCCUCCACCUCACCGACCUCACCCUCACCCCGCUCAUCACCUCGUCCUCGUCGCCCGCCCACCUCGAGUCCCUCACCUCCCUCGCCUCGAGCGCAAUCACCGCCCAGACCGCCGCCCAGCGCGCCAGCCUCGGCCGCCCCCAGCGCAUCAUGGUCGAGUAUCCGGACUCGGGCGCCGUCGUCCUGCAGUCCUACCUCGACCCGCGCGAGUCGGGCGGCGGCGGCGGCGGUCUCUCGGAGAGCGAGGCCGGGUCCGUCUCAAGGUACAAGCGCGACCACGACCACGACCACGACGGUCACGACGCCGAUGUCGAUGUCGAUGAUGCGACUGCGAGGACUCCCGUCGACGACGCCGGUCCCCCCGUGCUCAUUGGCGUCGUCGUCGCCGCUUCGUCGGACGAUGCGAGGGAGGCCAGGCGCGCUGCGGCGAGGCUGGAGCGCAUCGGGCGGGAGAUUCAAAAGGAGUGGGCGGCUCAGGGGCUGGAUGACACCGACGGGAGAAGCACGCCCGAAUGA
Molecule: messenger RNA, 549 nt
Organism: Trichoderma reesei QM6a
Lineage: Eukaryota; Fungi; Ascomycota; Sordariomycetes; Hypocreales; Hypocreaceae
Exons: 1
Coding region: 1-549 (182 amino acids)
Source: RefSeq, a predicted model, not a curated record